Pipistrellus nathusii (Nathusius's pipistrelle) is the source of this 2637-nucleotide messenger RNA. The record is from the annotation of a GenBank genome assembly. Lineage: Eukaryota; Metazoa; Chordata; Mammalia; Chiroptera; Vespertilionidae.
AUGGCGGCGGUGGAUUCUGAUGUCGAGUCGCUGCCGCGUGGGGCUUUCCGCUGCCGCCUCUGCCACGUCACUACAGCCAACCGACCCAGCCUGGACGCUCACUUGGGAGGCCGGAAGCAUCGGCACCUAGUGGAACUCCGAGCCGCCCGAAAGGCUCAGGGGCUUCGGAGUGUGUUUGUCAGUGGCUUCCCCCGUGAUGUGGAUUCUGCUCAGCUUUCUGAGUACUUCCAGGCCUUUGGACCCGUGGCCAGUGUCGUCAUGGACAAGGACAAGGGAGUGUUUGCCAUCGUGGAGAUGGGGGACGUAGGUGCCCGGGAGGCUGUUCUGUCCCAGCCCCAACACAGCCUGGGGGGACAGCGCCUGCGCGUCCGGCCACGGGAACAGAAAGAGUUCCAGAAACCGGCCUCCAAAUCUCCCCAAGGAGCGGCUCCGGACAGCCAGCAGCUGGCCGCAGCCCUAGCCGAGGCCCCCGACGUGGGGGCACAAAUGGUAAAGCUCGUGGGGUUGAGGGAGUUGUCCCAGGCUGAGCGGCAGCUUCGGAGCCUCGUGGUGGCGCUGAUCCAAGAGGUCUUCACAGAGUUCUUCCCGGGCUGUGUGGUCCAUCCUUUUGGCUCGUCCAUUAACAGCUUUGACGUCCAUGACUGUGAUCUUGACCUCUUCCUGGAUCUGGGUGACUUGGAAGAGCCCCAGCCAGCCCCCAAGGCUCCAGAGUCUCCGUCCUUGGACUCGGCCCUCGCAUCCCCGCUGGAUCCUCAGGCCCUGGCCUGCACCCCAGCCUCCCCUCCGGACUCGCAGCCUCCAGCUUCUCCCCAGGGCUCGGAAGCCCUGGACUUUGAAACCCCUUCCUCCUCCUUGGCACCCCGGACUCCGGACUCGGCUUUGGCCUCCGAGACCCUGGCCUCUCCCCAGUCCCUGCCUCCAGCCUCACCGCUGCAGGAGGACCCUGGAGAAGGGGAGCCGGGGAAGGCGCUGGAACCGGCAGAGGCCCCGCAGGGGGAGAAGACCGACCAGGGAGCCAUGCUGGAGCUGGUGGGGUCCAUUCUUCGGGGCUGUGUUCCUGGGGUGUACCGAGUCCAGACUGUGCCCUCUGCCCGGCGCCCCGUGGUCAAGUUCUGCCACCGGCCCUCAGGUCUCCACGGGGACAUCUCCCUCAGUAACCGGCUGGCCCUGCACAACUCCCGCUUCCUGAGCCUCUGCUCCGAGCUGGACGAGCGGGUGCGGCCGCUGGUGUACACUCUCCGCUGCUGGGCUCAGGGUCGAGGGCUGUCAGGGAGUGGCCCCCUUCUCAAUAACUACGCCCUGACCUUGCUCGUCAUCUAUUUCCUUCAGACCAGGGACCCUCCGGUGCUGCCCACUGUGUCCCAGCUCACCCAGAAAGCAGGUGAGGGCGAGCAGGUGGCGGUGGAUGGUUGGGACUGUAGUUUCCCCAGAGAUGCCUCGAGACUGGAGCCCAGCACCAAUAAGGAGCCCCUGAGUUCCCUGCUGGCCCAGUUCUUCUCCUGCGUGUCUUGCUGGGAUCUUCGUGGCUCACUGCUGUCCCUUCGGGAGGGGCGGGCGCUGCCCGUGGCAGGGGGCCCGCCCUCUGCCCUCUGGGAGGGCCUGCGUCUCGGCCCCAUGAACCUCCAGGACCCCUUUGACCUGAGCCACAAUGUGGCAGCCAAUGUCACCAGCAGGGUGGCCGGGCGGCUACAGAACUGCUGCCGGGCCGCAGCCAGUUACUGCCGGAGCCUCCAGUACCAGCACCGCUCUUCCCGGGGCCGGGACUGGGGGCUGCUCCCCCUCCUGCAGCCCAGCUCCCCGAGCGCCCUGCUGUCUGCCACCCCCAUCCCCCUACCCCCUGCUCCCUUCCCCCAGCUCACUGCCGCCCUGGCCCAGGUGUUAGGGGAAGCUUUGGGGUGCCAGCUAGAACAGGGAAGCAAGAGACCGCGGUCAGAGGGAGGUGGGACUGGGGAUUCUCCCCCGGAAGCGUCACGCAAGAGACUGAGACUAGACCGACAGAGAAAAGGCUCUGAGCAGGGGGAGCGGGAGCAGCAGCAGCAGGGGUGCGCAGGGGGCCGGGGCGAAGAGGGGGUGGAAGAGAUGAUUAUAGAGGUGGGAGAAGCCGCGCAGGACUGGGCCCUGCGGAGCCCGGGGCAGCCGGGGGCGCCUCCCCUGCCGCCUGCACAGCCGCUGGCCCCUGGAGGAGAGGAGCAGCCGGGCCCCGCGGUGCUGGCGGAGCAGGGCCCCGCAGGUCCUCCGGCAGCCCAAGAAGGGUCCCCGGUUGAGACAAGGAAGGGGGCAUCGCCCUCUUCGGUGAGCUGGCGCUGUGCCGUGGGGCACCAGGUGUGGCAAGGGCGGCGGCGGGCCCGAAGGUGCCUGCGGCAGCAAACCAACGAGGGCGCCGGGGGCAGGGCGGGCACGGGGGUGGAGUGGCUGGCCACCGAGGCUCGGGUGACCCAGGAGCUGAGAGCACUGGGCGGUGCCGAGCAGAGGCCAGAGGCUGAGCCGCUGCUGACCUUCGUGGUGUCUGCCUCCCAGGCUGACCAGGCUCUCACCGUGACCCCGCUCCAGGACUCCCAAGGCCUGUUCCCCCAGCUCCACCAUUUCUUACAGGUCUUCCUCCCUCAGGCCCUUCGCCAUCUCCUCAAAGGGCAAUAA